Molecule: messenger RNA, 483 nt
Organism: Recurvomyces mirabilis
Lineage: Eukaryota; Fungi; Ascomycota; Dothideomycetes; Mycosphaerellales; Teratosphaeriaceae
Exons: 2
Coding region: 1-483 (160 amino acids)
Source: RefSeq, a predicted model, not a curated record
AUGUCGCCGGCACUCACCACCAUGCUCGCCUCCCUGGCUCUCGUCGCGUCCGCUGCCGCGCUCCCAGGCAAUGGCUGGGGCGACAACAACAAUGGUUGGGCUCCAGCUCCUGCUCCGAUCGUCUACCCCAACGCCACGGUCACUCUCUACAAGGAGCUUUCCUGUGCAGCGGGCUCUGAGGUAGCUGGCACGCCGUUCGAGCUCAAGUCUGGUGCAUGCAUGGACGACCCAUCAGGCUCUACCUAUAUCUCGGCCAACAUCUGUCUCGAUGGCGCCGUUCCGAAAGGUUAUGAGUGCAAGGCCAUCUUGUACUCUGAUCCGGGCUGUGCAGGUGCUGGUACUGCGACAGCACGGCUUGCCAAAGACCAAGGAGUGUGCUACCUGAAGCUUACUGCGAGCUCUUUGCAGCAGGCGAACACUGUUGGUGGCAAGAGUGUUGGACUUGUUUGUCCAGCGCUUGCAGAUGGUUCGACUAUUGCUUAG